This is a messenger RNA of Struthio camelus australis, 4505 nucleotides long. The record is from RefSeq and is a predicted model, not a curated record. NCBI's taxonomy places the organism in Eukaryota, Metazoa, Chordata, Aves, Struthioniformes, Struthionidae.
UAAUCCUAAUACAGUUUUUAUAGUUAAUACUGUAAUCCUGUAUGGUACAUGCAAAACGGUGAAACACAAUUUCUUGAAUCCUGGAUGGAAUUGAACGGUCGCAGUGAACUUCUCAUAUGAUUCCUCUUCUGAAAUAUAUGCAUAAUUCCCAGAAGCUAUUGGAUAGUUACAUACAAGAAGCAGAAAAAUUAAGGAAAGCCUCUUGGGUGCUGCUGUUUGACUGGCGCAACAAGAGUAACCCCACAGCCCUCUUGUCCCCCCAGAAACGUGAUAAAACUCCUCAUUAUAUUUGUGACAGCAGGGUAGCUAGCAGAUCCCAUAGGACAGAGUAAUAUCCUGCAGGACACAGCAUGUCCUGCUCAGCACAGGAGAUCCAGAAAGCUGAUGGUGCAAUCUGCUUUCCUGUGUUCUGUAAACUUACUGCACGUCUUUGGGAACGCGGAGUGGACAGUCUUCUAAAGGAAAAAAAAUGCUGUACAUGUGAUACCUUCUCAGCAGAAUUUGGAGGCCAGAUGCUGUUUAUGGAUUUUACAUAGCAGAAUCAUCAGAUAAAAUACACAAGCAGCGUUUGGAGCUAUGGUGGGAACUCUGCUGUCUCCGGUUGUUUUGCUUAGCCAACAGUACUGCGCGUGAGGGACAGUAGGUGAAACUGUUCUGCAGGAUGAAAGACUUGGUAUUGAGGAUCCAGUAUACACACUACACCUUUUGGGGGUUUUCCUCUGAACUAUAGCCUACCUCACACAUGCCCCGCCAACACCUGAACACAAACACUGAGCCCUCUGUGCCACAAUCUCAGUCGUUAAGUUGGAGAGUCGCAUUUGCUCCUGCUGCUGCUGUGAUUCCAUGAAUAUGAAGCUUUUUGCUCCAGAGUAGGAACGUUCAAAUGGAGGAAAAGCCUUGUGCAGAACACCUUGUGAUCUGCUAGGUUGGGUGCUCUGCAGGGCAGCGGGUUUCUACCUUCUUGGGCUGAGGGGGGAAACUAAGCACAGAUCUACCACAUCUUGGGUGAUUUCUCUGACUGAAGAGCCUUAGCUGAAAAGGAGCAGGGUGCUACCGCAGCUCUAACAGCCUCUGCCUCCAGCAAAGAGAGACUUUUUAAGCAGAAGGUUGACCAGACGUUUCUGGCCUGCAGAUCUGAAGUGAGUAGCUUGCUGUAGGCGUUUCCUUACUAAAUGGACAUGUUGUUCUAGGUCACACCUGGGGCACUUUUCUUUCCUGUGCAGCCUACAGGGGAGAUGGACUCCAAACAAUUACUGUAUGUUUCCUUUUUAGCAUUUGGUAGCAGUGUCGUGAUGCCUAAACACAUUUUUGGUUCAUUCCUCAGUCUCCGAUUACAGAAGCGUUGCUUGCUGUAAAAUGGACAUGCUAGAGCAUACUGGAUAGGCUUUUUAAAUACUGAUUAGUGCUUGUAAAAGGUUAUGAUAUCCUGAUUUGAACAGAAUUGCAGGUGAAUAAAGUUUUUACUGUCAUCAUUUCUGUUAUCUUAACACUGUCAAGCCCUGGUCAGGAAAUUAAAAAAUGGUCAGUUCCCUGGGAAGUUGUAAUUUAGGGCAAAGACAACAAGACGUCUUAAGUGGAAGAUCACAGAGAAAGAGUGAUAGAAUAUUGGUCUGUAGGGUGCUAUCAUUUAUUGGAUGGUUUGAAUGUCAGGAGUGACUUGCUGGUUUUGUUAAAAGAACCUGACACUACAUUUCUGUUGUUUUGUUUAGUGCAGCUUUCUAAAAACUACCAUCUUAACCAUUUCUCAUCAUCUGUGUCCUCAGUAGUCACAGAGAGAGUUUUUCAUUAAAAUGGUUUAUCAUUUCAGUGCCUUGGAUUAUGAAAUAAUGUGAAGAAGUCAAGGUAUAAAUACUAACCAUUAGAUUCUGUUGUUAAAUCAGUAUUCAAGCAGUUUGAAAAUUAGUCUGCAACCUCAUAUUGGGCUCUCAGGGUCAGAAAUGUCACGCUCCAGAAUAAUGACAGUUGCCAGCAGGCUUCUCAGCAAUGCAAUUUUGACUGCAAAAUGUGACGCUAAUACGAUUUAAACAUGGUGUGAAAUGCUACAGGGCGAACAAACUGAUUUAUGUGCGCUAUCAAAAACAAAUUUUAAUAUUUGGUCAAGACCAUAUAUUUCUGUGUUUGGGAAAGUUAGGAUUGUUGGGUUUGUUUCAUAAGACCUUUGAGAAAAAGAUACUAAUUUUUAUUCCCAGUCUAUGUUGCAACAAUUCACUGCAUGUUGGUGCCGUAGCUCUCCUUACAGAUGCUAGCGUGCAUGCCUACAUAUCUAUUUACAGUUAGAGAAGGGAAUAAAAACUGGCCGUUUUGAGGCUGGAGAGAGCAGGCGCUGCCUGUUUCAGCUCACACCAGUGGCCCCCAUAGCCUCCCAGAGACCUACUGGAGCCAAGAGAGCUUUGCUUGGACAAAGUUGUCCAUUCACGUGGGCCCAUUUCUACCAAGUCCCAAGGCUAGAGUGAUCUCUAUGAAGUCCGUAAAUGGAGAUUGAGCUUUUAAGAUGACGGAUGGCUCUCCUGUUACGAGGUGUUUGAAAUUAUAUUCCUGGGGUUUUGGAAAUUAGAGGCAGAGCAAGGAGCACUUUUAAGUGUAUUUGUAGCUAGAGAGUUUGUGGAUUACUUGUACGGUGCAACAUACAUUGGGGCAACAUGCUAAACAGGCCAGGUUUUCAAAACAUGAGCACUUUAGUACCAAAUAAGAGUUAAGUGCUUCUGAAAAUCCAACUAUGUCGUCACCUGGAAGGAAGGACAGUUGGGUAGCUGGCAUGAAGAAACGUGCAUCUGUGCCACAAACUUGGGAAUGUUUCUUAGAACUGUAUUCAACAAGACAAUUUCUUUUGACAGUGGAGAAGUCUCUGCCUCAGCUUUCCUACUACCAUGCUUGCUGAGCAAAUAUCCUGCUGCCCCUUUUGCCCCUCUCCCCUCCUCAGGCGUGCUCAUCUGCUUUUUAGGGGAGAGUGGAAGCGGGCAGGGAGGGCCUCUUUCAUUUUUUGACCUGGAUCUGGUUUAGAAUAUGACACCAAGAACAGUUACAUUGACAGAACCGAGGAGAUGAUAAAGACUGAGUGUAAGGAGUCUAUCUUAAUAGAAAGUGAAAAAUGCCUAAGAAGAAGACUGGUGCUCGAAAGAAAGCUGAGAAUCGUCGUGAACGCGAAAAGCAAAUAAGGGCUUCAAGAGCGAACAUAGAUUUAGCCAAGCAUCCUUGCAAUGCCUCAAUGGAAUGCGAUAAGUGCCAAAGACGACAGAAGAAUAGAGCUUUUUGCUACUUCUGUAACUCAAUUCAGAAAUUACCCAUUUGCGCACAGUGUGGAAAAACCAAAUGUAUGAUGAAGUCUUCAGACUGUGUCAUAAAACAUGCUGGUGUGUACAGUACUGGACUAGCAAUGGUGGGUGCAAUUUGUGAUUUCUGUGAAGCUUGGGUGUGUCAUGGGAGGAAGUGUCUCAGCACACAUGCGUGUAUCUGCCCUCUUGCAGAUGCAGAAUGUAUUGAGUGCGAAAGAAGUGUCUGGGAUCAUGGAGGCAGAAUAUUCGCCUGUUCUUUUUGCCACAAUUUCCUCUGUGAAGAUGAUCAGUUUGAACAUCAAGCCAGCUGCCAGGUUUUGGAAGCAGAGACGUUUAAAUGUGUUUCCUGUAACAGACUUGGGCAGCAUUCAUGCCUGCGUUGUAAGGCUUGUUUUUGUGAUGAUCAUGUGCGAAGUAAGGUUUUUAAGCAAGAAAAGGGAAAAGAGCCUCCCUGCCCUAAAUGCGGACAUGAAACUCAGCAGACAAAGGAUCUGAGCAUGUCAACGCGCUCUUUGAAGUUUGGCCGCCAGACUGGAAGUGAAGAGGCAGAUGGAGCUUCUGGUUAUGAUGCCUACUGGAAGAACCUCUCCACCAGCAAGGCUGGAGAUGCAGGUGAUCGUGAGGACGAAUAUGAUGAGUAUGAAGCAGAGGAUGAUGAUGAAGAUGAUGAUGAGGGAGGGAAAGAUUCUGAUACAGAGACAACAGAUGUAUUCAGCAGUUUGAAUUUAGGAAGAACCUAUGCUAGUGGGUAUGCACAUUUUGAAGAACCUGAAGAUUAAGCUUAAUCUGCUGGGAGCUAAAAACGUUUGGAAGGAGUUGAGUAUAUGCUUCAUUUAUGAUGUGUGUACAUGCCAGUAGAAUAGCUCUAUUGGGUACUUACAUAUCAAGCUUGAAAAUAAAGAGUGUGGGACUUGUAUAGUAACUCCAAGUGAGACUUAAUGGUAUAAAAAGAGGAGCUGGGGGAGAAAAUAGGGGAAUGGCUUUAUUCCUCUAAGCAACUGAAGCGUUGUCGUCCCUGAGUUACCGACUGUAACAGUUCAAAGCUUUUCUCCCCCAUCAGUUCCCUCCCACAGGAAUAUGGGAGGGCAGGACAAUUUGUUUCCAUUUGCUCAUCACAAAUUAAGUUAUUUGUACGAUAAUUUCGUUACCUGAUUUCAUAAACCUAAUGUAGUGGUGGGUUGGUGACUUAAUUUUUUUGGUCUGCACAAUAAAAGUCAACUGCAUUCUCUUGAA